AUGAAUCCACCACGUCUCUGCCUGGAUGGCAUCCCAGAAAGUGACGUGAAAGAAAGAAGAGGAGAUACUCUCCCCAAAACCCCUACUGUGAACCCAUCACAAUCCGCUCCAGGAAACGUAACCCCUCUCAAAAAACGUGCCAUCAAAAAGAUUCUGGUUGACCUGCGACCCAUUCUGGAGAAAGUCACGGACCCCUUGGCCUCUGGGCAAGAGGAAAUGUUGGAGGACCCACAAAAGACUGGGUGUUCUUCACCGACCAUCGGAGGUUCCAGAGGUGAUGACCUCAUUAGAGCCGAAGCUCAUACCACAAAGAUGGCCACUGUUGAAGGAGGAGAAGGCCACACUGUGGAGAUGACCACAGUUCACUCCCAAGAGGAGGACAUUUCAUGGCCUCCAACUGUUGACCCCUUUAGAGCCUUCGAUUUGGACGCGAAGCCACACGAAGGAACCCAAUCGCAGCUGGGAGAAUCAACGCAGCUUCAGGGAAACAACUCGCCAGCUGUCCUGACUCUUCAACCCCAGUUCAAAACCCCGGUUUUCUUCCCCAAGAUAACCCCACAGCAACGGGCUCCGCUAGAGACAGACAAUUCAACAGAACCACCUGCGCCCCCCUCCCCAGACUUUCAGCUGCCUACCCAGCUGCUCUUACAGAGGCUACAGGAGACCACGACCAGCACGCACCACGUCCUGAUCACGCAAGUCCUGAGUUCGCUGCGGGAGGAGCUGCUGGUGCCCAGCCCGUGCGAUGGGGAGAAACGAGACACCUCCCCUGAGGCCCCUCAGACUAAAACACGGAGAAGCAGGGCUACAGAUGUCCGACGGAAAGAGCCAAAUGUGGGUCUGGAAGCCACAAAACGGAGGCUGAGGAAAUUCACCUGGAUUCGGGACAGGCCGCUCUACAGCACAGGCAGGGAAGAGCCCCACCCAACCCCAAUCUCCGAACUACCAGAUUAAGGGACAAGGACAUCACUGCAUUUGACCCAUUUCAUUGAACACCCCGAUUCUCAGAUGUGGACGGGAGGAAACCGCCCACAACUAACAUCCCGUAUUCUCAGUCCUCAGUA
Messenger RNA from Elgaria multicarinata webbii, 1064 nucleotides. RefSeq lists its product as uncharacterized. The coding region runs from base 1 to 954 and encodes 317 amino acids. The record is from RefSeq and is a predicted model, not a curated record. The transcript has 3 exons. NCBI's taxonomy places the organism in Eukaryota, Metazoa, Chordata, Lepidosauria, Squamata, Anguidae.